GGGGGAUGCUGAGCCGCGGCCGGCGCUAGGACCGGGUGCGCCAGCAGGCGGAGCCUCCUCUCCGCGCCGCCCGGCUCCCUCCCUCGGCUGCUACUGCUGCAGUGUCUCCGAGGCAAGCAGGCAGGCGGCCUGUCUCCAUCCGAGCGCGGCUCCCUCGCUGCCCCUCUGCCGACGUCCCGUAAAGCAGCAUCCCUCUCUCUCCGCCGCCGGCAUGGCUGGCGUGAGCUUCGGCGCCAACCGCCUGGAGCUGCUGGCCUCGUACCAGGAGGUGAUCGGCGAGGACAGCCCCACCGACUGGUAAGCCCCCCCCGGGGGAGCGGGCUCUUUGUCCCCGCGGUGGGGAGGGGGGCGCUGGCUGCCGCCACUGCUUUGUGCAGGGGGGCGUGGGCGGCGUCUGCCCGCCCGCUUUUCUACCGGGAGUCGCCAACAGCGCUCCCCUCCCUGCCACCCUCGCUCCCCAUAGAGGCGAUCCGGGAGAUUCCUCGCUUCCCGGACCUGGGACAUGGCUGGGGGGCGGGUGGGGGGGAGAAGCCAUUAGCAACCCAAAAUGGUGCAUUGGCAACGCGCGGCCAGGCCCGGGAGCUGGGGCGAGGCCUUUUUCUGUGGGGCGCAAGGAGGGCACAGCCCGAGGAUGCUCCAGCAGCCUUUUCAGAGUCCGGGGCGGAGGGGGGAUAUUGAGCGGCGUCCCGCCCUGGAGCCCCACGGAGCUCUUUUGAGGAGGGGAGCAGUUCAGAGAAGUCCCGACGGCGUUUUCCACCCCUAAAAUUGGGGCGUCGGAGGCGCGCCCCAGCCCUGUGGGAGCCACCUCGGUGCCAGGACGCGCCCCCUUUCUUUCCCCCACCCUCCCGCAGUAUCCUUCCCCGCACCCCAUCCCCGGGCGCAUCUCUUCGGAUGCGGCGGGGGCGGGUCCGCGCGAUGCCUCUUCCACCUGCUCGUCCGCCCGCGGCGCCCUCCCGAGCCAGCCCGGGCCGUCCAGCUCGGCGCCCGGUGCCCAUCUGCGCUUAUCCCGCGCCUCCGGGUACCAGCCUCUCUUCCCCUCCAGUUUUGGGGUGAAAGUUAUCUGAUAGAGACGCGCUACACAAAGGAAGGUGGGGCUGGCGAGGGGGAGGAGGGGGUCUGGAGGCUGGAGGGGAGGGGCUGGUGGGCUGUGAGGAGGAGAAGAGGAGGUGGGGUUGGAGGGGAGGAGAAGGAGAGAGGCAGAGAGGAGCCAAGGGGGCCCUCCGCAGGCAGCCAUCCCCGCGCAAGGAGGAGGCGUGGAGGGCCCCGAAGUGCCGCAUCCUUUUCUUUUGGGCUGCCGAGGCCUGGCUGUCCACAGGCCGCCUGUCUCUUUGGCAAAGGGGCUCCCCUUUCUCUUUGGAGGUGGUGUUGGCAGCGAAGGCCCAUCCCUGCUCGCAGGGGCUCUUCCCAGAAUAGACUUGGGGGAUGUUUCAGCACAACCCUUUAUUUGCAAUUUUCUGGGCCUGCUGCUAUGGGGAAGCCUUGAUUUGAAGGCUGCCUCCAGAGAUGAAAUGGGAGCCAUCUCCUACAAAGCCCCAAACAAUAGACAUGUGCUCCAUUUCUGCAGUCGCCCAAUUGUGUGUGGGUGUGUUGUGGGUGUUGGGGGUUAUUGUUAAUGAGGCCUGCAUACUUGGCGUUCCCAGCCAAUGAAUGUUCACACUUUGUGAGAGGCAGAAGGUUCUUCAGAGACUUCAUGCUACGUUUCCUUUGCCUUCCUCAUGCCUUGAGACUUCCCAGCAAGCCAUGAAGCAGUCCACCCAUGUCUGCAGCAAUGGCCCAGGCAACAGAAGGUUUCUCCCCGGUAGUUCAGUUUCUGGACCUCAUUUUUCUGUUUGAAGCAGAAUUGCACAGAGGGCUCGAGUGAUGCUCCCUAAACAUAAGAUAGCAGGACUCAGUUGCCAGGAAGCACUUGCCACGUAGUCUCCUGUAAGAUUAAUUCACCCUGCAAUUAUGGAGCACUUAAUCUGGUCCUUAAUAUGCACCACAAGGGGGACUAAUUAUUUACAAGUGCUUAGACCUAGGUUCAAAACAGUGGCCACCUAUAGCCUCUGUGGGAUGCUUUUGAACAAGUCACUUUCUUUCAGCAUCGGUUCCCCAUGUGUAAAAUGGGAAUGGGAGACCGCCCAUGCCUUGUUAUGCAGAUGAGCUGGUUAAAGAAUAAUGGAAAUCACUUUGUACUGUACAUGUGCUUGUGUGUGACUGAUAAUAAUUGGAGCCACUAUAGGCUUCCUGGUCUGUUCCAGAGCAGCUCUUAGGAAAUGCUUUUGCUUUUUAAAAACCUAACUGACAAGUACUUUGUGCUUCUUAAAGAAACCAAGUCCAUAGUGUGCUUGGAGAAUUGUUGUUGUUUUUCCUUUCUCCUUCCAGAGUUACUCUCCUGUGAGAUUUCUUCUGCCCUGAUCCUCACUUUCUCAGUCUGCACUGACAUGCAGUGUUUUCUCUCUCUGCAAAUAGUUUCUUACAUCUCCUGGGUCCACUUCAUACUAUCCCUACCACACCCUGCCCUUUCUGUCUGCCAGGAGCUCUGCUCUCUGUAUCGGCUGUUGUGGUUUUUCUCUUCCCACUCAGGUUGCUGAAAGCUCAUUUGUCUCUGGAAGGCCAAAAUGAAAAAAAUGAAAAAGCGCCCUGUGGAUGUGAAAGUGCUCUUCUCCCUGUGAGCCACCACUUUCACUUCCAAGGGCCAUUUCUGACCCCCUUCCUUGCUAACCUGGGUGUGCAGGUGUGUGGCAUCCUUCUGAGGCAAGGUCUUUUCAAACACUAGUGGCCUUUGGGCGGCAUAAACCUCCUGGUUCAGAAGCUGAAACCCAUCACAACUGCUUUCCUUUCAGCCUCUCCUUUCACAAUGGUGCUGGAGCUGCCCACAUCAGCAGCACAUAGAUUACAGGGGGACAGAGGAACGAGGCAGUGGUCCUGGUAUGCCACUUACUAGCUCCAUGUCAGCUUGUGGGGAGUCGUAGAGCUUGGUUGUUCUCUUUAGAUAAAGCUUCAUCAGUACUCUUACCUGCUGCAGCCUGACAAUUUAUAACUUUGCUAGAGCAAAUGGAGUAAACUCUGCACUGCUAUCAGUUUUCCUCCCCUCCUCCCCAGUGCUUUAUUUUGCUGUUGCUUCUUUGUAGUUUGCUCUUCCCCACCCGGUUCCUCCUCUUCCUUCUAGACCAGAAGGUCUCCAGCUGCUCCUCUUUGCUUGCUUCCUUCUCUUUCAAAGCCCAGACACUUCAGGCACCCCUCUCUUGUUUCCAGCUUGCAAGCCAGGCCUCUUGGUCUGUUCAGCUGGAGACGUAUCCCACAGAUGAUACACACACACACACACACACACACAUGCAAACAGCAAGGAGUGUGGCUGGUUAGCGGGCACAUAGUAUGUGUGGUGUUUGUUGUAGAAUGUGGGGGACACACACACACACACACACACACACACACACACGAGAUGACAGUGUGGGUGGAGGGGGUGCAGUUGUGUGCUCAGAAAGGCAUGAAUUUGAGAGGUGGGAGGACAGGUCACCCUCAAAGACAAAGGCAAACUAAGGAAGGCAGAGAGUGAAGAGGAAGUAAUCUCCCCACUUUCAGACUUGAAAAUGCCUAGAAGCAGGGGCCUGUCUUUUCUUCCUGCCCCCCUCCCCACUGUAAAAUUGUCAGUAUGUCAGGGAUAUAUUUUUGGCCCUCCAGAUGUUGUUGGACUACAACUCCCAUCACCCCUGGCUAUAAUGGCAAUGUUGGUUGGGGCAGAUGGGAUCUGGAGUCCAAAAAUGUAUGGAGGGCCAUAGGAGUACAAUAAUGGUUUGGUUAUCAAUGAUGGUGCAUAGGAGAUUAUUGGGGAAGAUUGAGAAGGAAGAGCCAAGCAACAUUAGUAGCACCCAUGCUGAGGCACCCGAAUCUCCAGGACAAUGGACUGUCAUUGUGGGAUGAUAGACAGUGAGCGGCAGAUGUCGGCCACAGGUGAUGGGAAAUAUAAUCAGUACUGCUGGCAGGGCCUCAAACGGGGGAGGAGGGAUCUCUUGAAUGGAAAAUGGGGUCGCUUCUGCAGUGGUGUCUAGUGCUCUGAGUGGGCUGAGUGCUCUGGGUGUGCUAAUGGAUUUGUCUCCUGGGCAAUGUUUUCUUGUCUUAAGGAGAAGAGAGCACAAAGGGAAUCCAGCCUGAGUGGAACCUAGUGCCCCCUUGGUGAACUGCUCACCAGAGGGCUGCCCUCAACUCACCUGAAUCUGAUCCUUUAUGAAAAGAUGGUGCCUGUCUGGCAAUUGCCAGGAUGAGAAUCUAGCCUUGCAGCCAAUAAGAUUCUGCGGAGCAAAUGUCCCCAGUGGUUUAGCAAUUGGUCUAGUAGCCUUUUAUGUCUUAUUUAGUCUCUAGCCCCAGUUUCUGAGCGGCUUGCGAAAGAGAUCUUCCAAGUGAGCAGAGAAAGGUUUAGAGGUUCAGCAUAUCUUGGAUCCGAGUCAAAACAUAUUCCUGCCAGGGAGCUCUAUAGCAGUACUGUGAUUUUAGUGCUCUGCCCUGUGUCAGUCUGAAGAGGAAGAAGCUAAACCACCCCCACCGCCUCCACAGAUGCAGGAUAUAAAUUACUGUGCUGCAGGCUGGCCAGAGACUGGAUAGAGAAUCUAGCCCCCUAACCAGCUUUGACUGUUCAGACUCACUGCACCCGCUAACUUUACACCUCCCUUGUGAAAAUAUUACUAAAAUCUCUCCUACUAUGGAUCCCAGAUUCCCCCCUUCCUAUAAUUACACUGGUCAACAACAAAUUUGUUGUCUGUGUUUUUUCAGCUGAUUUAGGACGAAUCUGAUGCGCUGAAUCCAAAAAUCACAUUGGUUUUGCUCAAUCAGGUCAAGUUUUGAGUUAUGGCCACAUGUCGUUUUUUUAACUUUUUUGUUCACAUGUAUGCUUGUGUGGAGCAUUUUAGAAGAAGUUAGUGGGGGUAGAAUGCCAUGUUGAAUAAUUGUUUUGAUUGGAAAUGAUUAUUUUAAUGACAAGAAGUAUUCAGGUUCAAUAGUUCUGGGUGAUUAUGUCGAAAAGGGAUCAGUUUGAAGUCAUAAAACCUCAAAAUCUUCCAUAAAUUGGUGUGGCAAAGCAUAAAGUUGGGGGAUCAAAACCCCUGGCUCACUCGAGUACACUGAAGGAGAACUAUGAAGGGGUGAAGUAUGUGCUGGAGAAAAUUGGUUAUGAUCAGCAUAAGUGGUUUAUUUGUGUUGACCUGAAGAUGGUGAACUUUUUGUUGGGACAACAGUCUGGCUUCACCAAGUACCCAUGUUUUCUGUGCAUGUGGGAUAGUAGGGACCAUGCUCAGCAUUACACGAAGAAGGACUGGCCUGUGCGGGAGGAAUUGGUGCCUUGCAGAAAAAGGAACGUCAUCAACGACCCUCUGGUGGACAGAGACAGAAUACUCUUCCCACCGCUGCACAUCAAGCUCGGCUUAAUCAAGCAGUUCACCAAGGCUCUGGACAAGGAUGGUGACUGCUUCACUUACUUGUGCCAGGCUUUUCCAGGAUUGACCAUGGAGAAGUUGAAAGCUGGCAUCUUUGACGGUCCUCAGAUCCGUCAGCUCAUCAGAGAUCCAGAGUUCGGAAACUCAAUGAACGAAGUGGAACUGGAAGCGUGGAAGGCAUUUGUUCUGGUAGUGAAGAACUUUCUUGGCAACAAUAAGGCCAGAAACUACGCAGAACUUGUCAACAACAUGCUGACUGCUUUCAGAAACCUGGGCUGCAACAUGAGCGUCAAGAUGCACUACCUAUUUUCACAUAUGGACCGGUUUCCUGAGAACCUGGGUUCAAUGAGUGACAAGCAGGGGAGAGAUUCCAUCAGGAGAGGAAAGAGAUGGAGACCAGGUAUCAGGGUCGCUGGGACGCAGUCAUGAUGGCUGACUACUGUUGGACUCUGAAGAGAGACCUCCCUGCCGCUGAGCAUUCCAGGAGUUCCAAGAAACGGAAGUUCAAGCCCUGAAGUUUGAAAAAUGGUGAAGCAACAUGCAAUUUACGUGUACUUACCUUUAUCAAUGCCCACCAUUCAGUUUACAGUAAUCGAUGUUUCUAUCAGGUAAUCAAUAUAUGUUGUUGGAAAAACAUUUUUUCUCUUAAAAACAUAUUUAGGAUGAUAUGUGUUGACAAAAAUCAGCUGAUAAUGCCACAAAAAUGUAAUCGAUUUUGUCACAAGAUCUGAUUUUUUCAAAUCAACAUAGCACAAAAACCUGACCUGAUGGAGAGAAACGGAUGCCAUUUCCUGAUUCAGCAGUGCAAAAAUACCCUAAAUCAGUUGUAGAAAUCUAGACAACAUUCAAAAAGUAAAAAAUUGUUGCCCAGUGUUAUCAUUCCUUUUUGUGACUUUCCCCCUGCUCCACUGUUGUGUGACCUAUCUCUAUUUUAUGCUAUUCAGGGUAUUUUAUCUCAUUCUUCCUCCAAAAAGCUUUCUGUGGCAUCCUUGGUUUUCCUUCUCCAUUUUAUCCUCACGACAACCCGAGAAGGUGGGGAGAAGCAGAGAGAGAGACUGGCCCAAUGGCCUAGCUUUGUGGCUAGACAGGGAUUCCAAUCCUGAGCUCCCUGGUCCUGUCCUGACCCAGGGAGUCAGUGUGGUGCCCCCAGAUGUUGCUGGACUUCUGCUGCCAUCAUUCCUGCCCAUUGAUUGUGCUGGCCGAGUCUGACAAGAGUUGGAGCAAUAUCUGGGGAGGAUCACGUCUGCUUCCCCUCCUCUGACCGCUACACCAAAUUGGUUCUUACCUCCUACUGGAGUCCCUCUCUGCCUUCCUGGCACCUUGAAAUAAAUCAGAAAAUUGUGUGCAUGCACACGGAAACUUAUAUCCAGAACAAACUUAGUUGGUCUCUAAGGUGCUGCUGGACAAUUUUUAAAUUUAUUUUGACUGUGUCAGACCAGCAUGGCUACCUACCUGAAUCUAGAUUCCUGGCACCUUGUGUGCGUGUAUUUUUGCAACUCAACUACCCUGCUGGCUGGCCUAGCUGUGUCUGCUCCUGCUUCCUGAGCAGCAGAAGUGCUUGCAUCAAGCUGGCCUUGAGAGAGAAAGGAAGUCCCUUCCAUCUGGUGUGGGGUUGAAGGGGCUUCCCGCCCCCCUCCCAUGCAAUGUGCUCUUCCAAGGUGUUUUCUCUCUCGUUGUGGUUAGAGGCUGUCCCCACUUUGGGGGCCCAGGGCAGGCCUCUGAUCCAUUAGCUGUGCCCAGAUCUCUCCGUGUGAAAAUAAUUGGUGGCAAAGAGAAAGGGCAACUGCAUCAGCGAGGGCCAGAGCAGAAGUAGGCUGAACUCACAGCAGGAGAGGGUUGGGAGGGUAUACAGUGGGACCGAGAGAUGUGGACCAUGGAAGAGGGAAGGUUGGGCUGCCCUUUGGAGCAGGCCAAGUCACUGGGUGGGGUUUGGGAAGCCAUGCAGCUGAGGAAAUGUGUAGAGGGGACCACUGGGAUUUGAGCCUAGAGUUGGGAGAACAGGAUUUGAAGGGAACAAAUAUCAAAGGCAAACCUUGUGCAGCCGCCAGGGUCCCACUCCUGCUAUCUAAAGCAUUGCAAUUGAACCCCCAGUACCUUGCCCUUAAAACCGUCUUGCAAGUGGAGAUUUCUGGCUCCCUUUGACUCUCUUUUCUGGCUCCCUCUGAGUCGCUUCUUCAUUUCUGGGAGAGUUUCCCCCAGCUCCAGCGUGGCUUGAGCUCGCAAGAGCUGUGGCAUGUGGGUGGUCUCUGUAGGUCUAGGGUGCAGUGUAUGGGGGCAGGGAGCUCUGCUGCUUUGGAGAACAAAAAAUCUCCAGACCAUCAAAGUGGCUAACUAAGAUCAGACCGUGCAGAGACAUAGCAUGAAAAAGCCCCGCCCUGCGUUUGCCCUGUAUGUAAUUUCUAACAACCCAAAGCCAUGCUGCUUCACUCUAAAUGUGUUGCUGGGCCGAGUAGGGCAUAGGGACGACACAUGGCAUACGCACAGAGGCGUGUUCCAGGAUUCAGCCCUGGCACUUAAUAAUGAAAUCUGGGCUUGAACUUUGGCACAAAGGAAACCCUGCCCGGGCUUCUAGGAAAUGGGGCGAAGGAGCCUGCUCAUCCCUUCUUCUGGGUCAUGUUCCCUGGCAGGAGCUGUGUGAGACAGCUGGGGGUGAAGGGGUGGGGUGGGGCUGAACAAUAACUUCUUUAUGUGGGGAGCCCCACCCUGGUGGGCCAGCAGCUGUCAAUGCACCAGCGCAUGUGGUCUGAGAAAUCCAGGCUCCAGAGAAAUCCAGUGGGGGCGGAGGAGGGGGGCACCUGGCCAGCUCCUGUAGCUCAAGGUCAUUGGGGUGAGACAGCCUGCCUACCUUUGUGGGGAGCAGUAAAUCCCCAGACAGGCAGCGCUUGCUUACUGGGCUGUGGGGCAUCCAUUCAAUCACCUGGCAGGAGCGACUCCUGAUUGAGAGCCACCAAAAGUGCUGAACAUGGCAGGAAAAAAACAGCUGGUGGAGGAAGGACAAAGGCCUCUCUCCCUCUCUCUGCGCUGGCUGGGUGGGGUGGAAAGUGCUGGCUCGGCUCUGGCGCUGCUGCUGCUGCUGCCUCCCAUCCACCUGUGACCUUCUACAGGACUGGCCCACCAGGGCAGUGGCGAAAUGGCCAGGCCACUGGCAGCCCUUCAGGAAGCAGCCCGGUCUGAAUUGUGCUUUCUGGAAUCGCCAGCUGUAGGGAUGCCACAUGUGGGCCUGCUUGGAAGCUGGUGCCCAAAGAGCUAGCGGGGGGGGGGUGUUCCUGGGCUACCAUGGGGGAAGUGUGGGGGGGGGGAGUGCUUAGAUGUGGGCCUUGGAUGAGAGUCAGCUGCCCGCAUUUUGGUUUUCCAUUGCCUUUGGAUUACAUUAGCCCAUGUGCUCUUUUGUAAGGCAUGCUCCCUGUUGCGCAGGUGCGGAUUGCAUUGGAGCGCAGGCCUGCAGAGGCUGUGGCCUAAUACUGGGGAAUCCAGAGCAAGUUGCGCGGGGGGACGGGACCCAGAGCUGUUAUCCGCCUGAUGACAGUUAGUCCUUCUUUUCUCUGAGAAUCCCUAAAUGCUCUCCCCAUCUUCAGGCCAAGCUUUGUUUUCCGGCCUUGCCCCUUCCACAAAGGAGGAGGUUUCAUGUGCUUCUUUCCUCCCUCCCCCUCCCCUUUGCGGAGGGUCUGGUGGUCCAAGCUGCCCCUCCCCCAUGCGGAGGCUGCUGGGGCCCAUUACUCGAUCAGAAAGGAAUUUGGUGCCGUUUUUCUGCACACGGGUUCCCUGGGGCUCGCGGUGCAUUAGAAACACAUGUGUAUGGGCCAGGGGCUGCACAAGGGGGGUGGCGCUGGGGGUGGGGGUCUGCUCCUCUCCCUUUCCACUCUAGGGCUGGGGGUGGGGGGCAGGCAGCAGGGAUUGGUGUCUUGUUCCUGCUCUGUCUGCAGAAACCUGGUGCUAUUGGUGGGCUAUGCAGCAGAUGCUUGCAGUGGCCCUGGCUGCGGACGGAUACUUGGUUGGUGGUUAAAACAUUUUUGUUGCCUGAUGCAUUCAGCCCUCCCUUAACUGCAGGCACUUGGGAUAAGCCGUAAGCCAUAAGUACAGAAGGCUUCCUUUUGGAAUUGUGGCCUGGUGGGAGAAGGUGUAGCGAGGGUGUCUCUUUAAACACAAGCUGGUCAUGUUUUGAGUAUUGUGUGCACGCGUGGUUUAUUUUUACUCAGAAACAGAAAAGUAAAAUUGAUGACUGCCGUGGAAUAGGUGAGCUCCCCCUCCUAAGUGGGUGUGGGUGGGUGUAACUUAUCUUCUUUUAGGAGAAUUUCAUGCCCCCUUUCACACUGCAGGCGUUAGGAAACUCUGGAGGUCAGUAAGGAUCCAGGUGCUCUUGGGUGCGGUUGGGUGGAAGUUCUUCUCUGCUGCUGCCACCUCUCAUUUCAGAACGUCUGGCUUGGGUAGCCCCUCAUUGCCCCACACUCCUCUCCUUUUGACUAGCCCAUGGUGGGAUGAUCCAGAGCAGAGGGUUAGGCCUUGCAGCUUCACUCGUACUAAGAAGCAUGCUGCAACCCACCAGCUCUGCAAGAGGAGUGAGGAUCAACACACAGAUCAUUGGACAAGAUCCUGGCACUACAAACUACAGAGCUGGCUGGGAGUGCAAGAGAGAAGGCAACCAGGGUGGUGUAGUGGUUAGAGUGUUGGACCAGGACCUGGGAGACGAGGGCUCAAAUCCCCCACUCGGCCACGAUGCUCACUGGGUGGCCUUAGAAGGGCCAACCACCAACUCUUCAGCCUAACCUACCUCAGAGGGUUAUUGUGAGGGUGGUAAGGGGAGAGCCAUGUACAUCACCUUAGGCUCCUUGCAAAGGUGGGGUAUAAACACAAUAAUAAAUAGCGGGAAGGGAAGCCGGGGCUCACCUGCCGCUUGCUGGUGGCAAUGGUGGGUUGUGCCGCUGGGAGGACCUCAGUGGGGCUCUGUUUAGUGAAAGAAAAACAGCUGCUGCUGAUCUCCUUCCAUUCCCACCCGUGGGGAGCAAUUAUAUUCCGGGGAGAAGUUGUAUGCAGCCCCUGCUAGCAGCCUAAUUGCUCGGUUUGGAGACGGGGAAUUCAGAGCUUUUCUGCCCCACUCGCAUGAUAGGGCUGCCAGACAUCCCUGUCAUUUGUGAAGGCCUCUAUCUCUUCCUGUCCGCUCAAGUUCAGAUGCCUGCAGGUGCCCUUGGAAAUGUUUGACUCCAGCUGCUAGCUUGGGGCAUGCUGCGGGGUGGGAUGGGGGGGCCAAACUAGCAGUGGCUAAAGACUACUAAAAUUAGCUACCCAUUGUUCGAAUGGAGGUGAGUGUGGGUGACUCUGCUUUUAGUGCUAGGCUUGGCUGCUCCACAAGGUCACCUGGGAAAAGGGGACACAGAGCCGCUCUGGAUUCACGCAGAUAGCUAACCAGUUAUCCGCUCCAUUCAUUCCAAAGGUACCAAUCGUGUUAUGCGGUUUCUCUGCCCAAUGCAAGGCAGCCCCCCUUCCCCACCAGAGGCCAUAGCUGGACAGUUCAGGCAGGAACACAACAUUUUGCAGUGUGGUGGGAAGGUUAGAGUGUUGCACUGAGACCUGGGAGACCCAGAUCUUCGCUUGACUGCAAUACUUUCCAGGCUGUGUUCGAAAUUCGCCAAGUGCAUUUUGCUACUGGUGCAGGCCCAGUUGCAACUACAGUACGUGGAGAUUUCUGGGUGCCAGUUUAAAAUCCUCCGCCUUAGUCCACAGUCAAUUCCAUUUCCACUGUGUUUCUCCUUCUUGCAUAGCGGGACGAGCAAAUUCUUGUAAGAGCAGAAGCUACUGUCAAGCAGAUGUAGUCGAGAUCAUAGAAUCGUAGUGUUGGAAAGGAUCUCAAGGGUCAUCUAGUCCAGCCCCCUUGCAAACAGACAUUCCAUUGCAGCAACCAUAGCCUAGAUUUAAGGUGCAAUUUGGUGCCUAGCUUAUCUCUCUGAGUUUCUAACACUCUUUCCAGGUGACCUUGGGCCGGCUUCUAGCCAUCAGCCCAAAGUGGGAAGGAAGGGGCACAUUCCCCAAGCUCCUUGUUAAAGGAAGGGAUGCGUAAAAACACAUUAGCUAAACUUCCACUCACUUUUUGUUGGAUGCCGUGAUGUAGAGAUCAAAGCAUCCUUCCUUCUCCCCCUCCCCUCCACUUUUCUGAUUUGGGCCAUUUUUCUCACUGUUUUGUUUUUUAACUGCUUCCCCUGCCCCCAUCUCCUUAGUGGAAGCAUUGUGGCCAUCCUUGAUGCUGCUGCUGCUAUAGCAUGACAAACCCCGCUGCCAAGGAUAUAGACAUUUCGUUAGAUUCCAGAAAGUCUAUUUGUGGCUCUUUCUAUUUUUAUUUGCUUUUUUAAAAAAAAACACACACACACAUAAGGGUGCACAUGCAUUUCAGCCCUAAGCAGAGGCAGCGUGCAGUAGUCAUAUCUUAGUGAGAAGGGGUGGGGGUUAAAUAAAAAGACAAAACCAUUCAGUUGGAAAUGGUGGGUAAUGUCUGCAAUGGAGAGGAGAGAAGGGAUGCAGGUUUCCUGUUUCCUUCCUCCCAGACUGUAAAAGUAUAGCAAGCACUCCCUGCUGCAUUGGCACAGGGCGUUUUGCAUCUGUAGAAGUGAAAAAAAUAAAAAAAAUAAAAAAAAUAUAAAGCAAGUAAUUUGUUUUUUAAAAAAUAGAAUACCAAGUGUUCUUGCUUGGGCUCUGAGGAUGUCUCAUGGUCCUUUGGCAGCUUGUCCUCAAAUUCCUGUGAGCUGGUUUCUACUUCCCUGCCUCCUGUGUCAAGAAAACACCCUUUCCCAGCUACUUAGAGGGGCAAGCAAGGGACACCAGUUCUGUAAGUAGUAAAGGUAAAGGGACCCCUGACCAUUAGGUCCAGUCGUGACCGACUCUGGGGUUGCGGUGCUCAUCUCACUUUACUGGCUGAGGGAACCGGCGUACAGCUUCCAGGUCAUGUGGCCAGCAUGACUAAGCCGCUUCUGGCAAACCAGAGCAGUGCAUGGAAAUGCCGUUUACCUUCCCUCCAGAGCGGUACCUAUUUAUCUACUUGCACUUUGACGUGCUUUCAAACUGCUAGGUAGUAAGGCCCUCCAAAAUUGAUAAGCCCAUGUCAGUCCCCCCCCCAAAAAAAAGUUUCAAAAACAAAUGUUUACUGUUUACUGUUGCUAGACAGAACACUAGGCCAGAUACCAGCUUGGUGAGACCAUUUCUAGAAAGCAGAACUGGGUAAUGCCAUUUUUAGAAAGUAAGCCCAGUUCAAACACUAGGCUCUGUCCUAAAAAGCUGAUGCCUUCCCUGUGUCCUCAUUCUCAAGCUAAUUCAAGAUGAAGGAUACCAGAACCUGCCUUUCUCUUUGUUCCAGCACAACCCUUCUGCUUUGUCCAUUCUUCUGAAGUUUUGAUGGUUCUACCAAAUUUUAGUUUCUAAACUGUUUGCCUCACUGUGUGCUAAUCUUCCUCCUGCUUCUCCUCCAAUACACAUUUCAGCCAAGGUAAAGCGGGUGGGUUGUUAGCCCAGCCCUUCUGCCCCUAGAUGCCUUUGUUGGCACUGAGACUUCCUGGAUAAGGAAAUAACUCAUUUAAUCCACCUUUCCAAACUGGGUUACUGCCUGGAUAACAGGGUUGGGUUUUCUCGUUUGUGUUCUGGAGGAUGACACAAGUACACAGUGUGGAGUCCAGCAUAUAAUGAGGAGUGCAAUAGAUCAUGUCAUGGGCGGUAACUAAUCACUUCCCCCGCUACUCCUGCAGCAGCCACCAAACGCACAGUACUUUCCAGUGCAGUCAGUGUGCUUCCCCGGGAAAAGAAUCUCAGAUUCGUAGCAGUUGAACUGAGUGGGUUGAGUUCUGGGGAACCACAAUUCUUCCCUACUUUCAGUAAGAGAUACUCUCGCUGGGGCGACAUCAUCUGGCAGGAGCCCAGUAAAUUAGUAAGCAGAACUCGUUACCCUUCUGAAAACCACAUUGUCUGGAAAGCCCCUAAAUCCUCUUGCUUUCUGAUGCGCUCCCACCCCGAGCUGCCCUGCCAGCCCCCGACCGUUGUUUCUUCAUUCUGCAAUGCCACAUGCGUCGACGUGCUCUUUGUCGGCGUUUAGCUGCCUAUGUUGGUUCAGCCUCAUUGUUACCCUCAAAACGGCAGCGACUUCACGGCUGCGAGGACAUUCCGCCCAACUAAUCUCUGGCUUUUGAUUCCAUGUUUGUGUGUGUAACAUAUAGUAUAAUUUGCGGGCUAUAUAUAUCUCAUUUGUAAGCUGGAGGCCAACAUGAAAUAAUACGGCCCAGGCUGAGGUUGAAGGUGUUCUUUCCUCUUCUCGAUGGGCUGUGAGGAAGGUGAGUUGCCCCCCCAGAUUGCCGUGGACUGUCUUUCGCAGUGCUGGACCUUCCGUGAGCCCUGGAACCGCAAUCACGUAAUUUCCCUAAGGAACCUGCUUUCAUAGGGAGUGUGUCCAGAUUCCAAGAGGAAUCAGCAAUGUGCAUGCGAGCUAAUGAAUUCUCCAGGGAGAGAAUAAUUCAUGCUGAUAAACCCUGAGCACAGAUUGAUGUGGUCCCCAUCUCCUAAGCCAUAUAAAUCUAGGUAAGAACCCCACAGCCAUUUUCUCACUUGCUGUUGACGCUGGCGAAUAUCCGCAGGGCCCCCAUUAGGAUGCUAGAGGUUCCUGAGCAUCAGAAUACCCCUAUAGUUCCUUAACCAGUGAGAUAUAACUAUACAGGACAGCUAUUAUACAGGAAAUCAAGGACAUCCUCGUUGCCUUUUCCUAGCUCCCUCAGCCCUUGUUGGCCUCCAGUCCCUGGCAUCUUUCCCAUCUUGCCUCCUUCUGGAGCUGGCUUUGAGUAUCCUGGCAUGUUUGCUGGCGCUGCCUCAGCGCCUGCGUGGCCUGGGCCAGUAAGACAUGUGCCCACCAAGGGGGACUAGAGUUCACAUCCUGCCUUUGUCGCUUGCUGGGCCCAGAGGUGUGCCUGAUCACAAGGUCUUCUCCGAAAGCAGCUGCAGCUACGUUCCCGGAAAGAGCCUGGUCCUGAGCUGCCAAUUAGCGGAUUUGGCUUUUUGGAUUAGAGUCAAUCUCAUUUGUGCCAUUAUCUGUGUCCGGCUCCCUGCAGUGUGGCUGUUGCCUUGCCUAGCCAGCCAUGGGAAGGGUGCUGCUUGGCACCAUGCCUUUCCACUAUGGGGAUGGUGGCUGUACGGCCCUUGCAGGAUAAAUUGGGUUUGGUGUGAGCCAGAAGCUUAGCAUCCCACUAUUAAGCUGCGUUAUAUGUUGACACCUCUUCUUCAGUCCUCUGCUAUUCCCACUUGGGCAGCUUUGUUGCUCCUUUUCCAUGCCAGUCCCUGCCCCUGCUGUGCCACCCACAGCUCUCUCCCCAGAGUUCUUCCAGGGAGGCAUGAGAUUUGCAGAGGAUGGCCAUAAGUGUGUUAGGUUCUCUUGCCAGUGGUUAAACUCAUUAGAUUUUCUUGUCUUCAUACAUGAGGGACUGAGAAGGGAUUGUCCAUAGCUUGUUUCCCUUCUGUCCUGGCUUGGGCUGGGUGCAGUGCCCAGCUAACACAGAAAUGCUUAGCCAGCACAUUCUCCUUCCAGUGCGCUAGUUGGUGCUGCUGCAGCUCUUCUGGUGCAUUCACUGAAGGUGGGGAGAAGAGCAAUGGGGCGUUGCGCCUUUUCCAACAGCACUAGCACAUUCUUGUUCCUGGAUGGGAAGCACCCACCAACUCUGAAGGCUUUGGAUCAUGGAUGGGGAACAUGAGGGCCUUCCAAAUGUUCCGGGACUCCAACUCCCAUCAGCCUCGGCCAGAAUCACCAAUGGUCAUGGUUGAUGAGAGUUGGAGUCCAGGAACAUCUAGGCAGCCACAGGGUGCCACCCCAUGGUUCAGUUGCUACAGUUUGGGGGUAGGUCUUCUAUAGCCCCCUCUCUAUAUAGGUUGCGCCUGGAGAUUUCCCUGUGAAUCUGGUCAAAGGUGGAGCUUAUAGACACAACACAUUACUUCAACAAAAACCUGUUUCUCAGAUGUGCAUUUGCAAAGGUAAUGCAGAGGGAGCUACAGUGGUACCUCAGGUUACGUAUGCUUCAGGUUACGGACGCUUCAGGUUACAGACUCCGCUAACCCAGAAAUAGUACCUCGAGUUAAGAACUUUGCUUCAGGAUGAGAACAGAAAUCGUGCUCUGGGGGCGUGGUGGCAGCAGGAGGCUCCAUUAUCUAAAGUGGUGCUUCAGGUUAAGAACAGUUUCAGGUUAAGAAUGGACCUCCGGAACGAAUUAAGUACUUAACCCGAGGUACCACUGUAUUUGUAAGGGAGAAACAGCUGGGGGGUGGAGGUGCCGAACGCUAACUGAAGAUGCUAAUUUCUCCCUAUAUAUACCCUGGGGUGCAGGAUGGGUUGUUUUUCUUCCAGCUGAUUUUCUAGCCUCUGAUAUGGAGGAAAAAGCGGGGGGGGAAACUGUUGGGGGCAGGGGCAGAACUGGCUCGCGUCGAGUUGGCACUGAAACACCAGUUUGCAAUGGAGCAGUGAUGUUGACCCCUACCAAUUCUUCCCUGAAAAUGCCCCUACCUCCUGAAAAUGAAUGUUACAGGGCAGAGACCCCGGUGUUUGCCUUGCAGUGGGUAGUUUCACUCUAAAUUGCUUCGCAGCGUCUCGCAGCGGAUGGUGCUAUGUGCGCUUGAUACCAAAGAGGUAUAAAUUAUAUUGCGUGGAAAAUAAAUUAUGCAAAUCAAACUAUUUACAUUCUUCUAUUUUGCAUAGUUCCCCUUCUGCAAUGAGCAAGUUCUGAAAAGGAUUUAGAGUCCUCGGGCAAGAGCUCGGGUGGCAGAAAACAGAAGUGGGAAGGGAUCUGAGAGAAGGGGGAACGGGGGGCUUGGAGCGGGUGGGCAGAGCGCAAGGAGGUAGGUGGCGCCAUUUUGAUAUCCUGCACACACCACUAAUCAGCAGAAGUGCAGCCUGACUAUGAAUAUCAGACUCUGCCGACAUCAUUCCAAACGCGUGUCUACAAUAAUGAGAGCUAGAAUCUUUUGUUAUUCUUAAAAAGCAGCUUGCUGGCAAAUUCUGCAUAUGUGCAGAAUGCACAUUAUGCUCUCGUACCCAGAGUUUACAAAACCCAGUAUCCCAGUGAUGGGGUGGUUUUGCUACAUGAAGCAGAGCCAAGUGCUGUGUGCACACAUAUGCCUUCUUUGUUUUGGGUCUAACAUCUUAAAAUGUCCUGCUGAUGAACCAUUCAUCAGUUCCUGCUUUCAUCAGCCAUCACCACCAUGGCAGAAGCUGAUCACCCUUCUGCAUAGCAGGGUUUGCCUUGGGUAUAUAGAUGCAGGAAUGUUGAAGGGCAAACCAGAGUGCUAUAUAGCUCCUGGUGCAUUUCCUGUUUUUUUCCGACAGGUCUGAACUUACUUGCAACAGUAAUCACAAGCAGGAGAGAAACUGACAAAACCAUUUAAAGCUGGGUUAGGGAACCAGACUCCAGGGGAUGGCGUGUGGUCCUUGCCCUGAUUUCAGGCAGCCUUCAGCAUCCUCCAGCCCUUCUGCCUCCUGAAGCCCCUCUUCUGUUCUCCAGCACACCGUCCAUCUGUCCGCCCCCCAUGGCAUAAAAACCCUGGCAUUGCUUCUGCGUUGGGAAAGGUAGAGUGGGAAUGGUGUGGUACAAAAAGAGUGCUAUGCCUUCCUGCAGACCCCACCCCUCUUGAUGAUGGCUCUGCCCAUCAUUGGCUGUGGCCCCUGUUUGACUUUGCAUGUGACCCAAUGAACCGACAUCAGAAGAAGGUUCCCCACCUCUGAUUUAAAGUAAUGCAUUGGGCAGGCAAAUCAUAUUGGGUCUCUGCUCUCCAUGUCCCAAUUGCAGAUGUUCCACACUGUUUGUACUAUGCAGGAAGCUGGUAAAGUUUCCAGAAGGCAGACUAUUGACAUUCUGGCACAGGAUCUAGUCAAAGAGACAUGCAAAAUUAGGGCACUUUCUGUUUAGAAAACAAAAAGGGUUUGUUUGGUUUUUUUUUUUUUAAAAAUUGCUGACAGUUGUAUAAUUUAUCAAGUUUUUGUGUCCCACUUUUCCUCCAAGAAACUUCAUGUACAGUAGAGGCAGGUCCAUAAGAGUGAAUAGGGCAUUGCCCCACUAAUCUCAGUCUGGUCUCAACCAGACCCCAAAGCUCUGGUUCCAUCUACUGUUGACCACCUGUCCUUUGCCCUACCCAUCUCGAUGGGCAUCCGCCUCCAUUGUCAGUGUGGUGUUAUGGAAGGUUAUCCUAUUUAAUCCCCUGAGGUGGAUAAACAGUGGCCAACCCCAAUUUGCUUAGGAUAAUAUGAUGAUAAAUAACAGAACAGUGUAGUUCAGCCUUGCCAACCCUGGCACCCUCCAGAUGUUUUAGACUACAAUUCACAUCAGCUCAAGCCACAGUGGCUGAUUGGAGUUGUAGUCCAAAACAUCUGGAGGGUGUCAGGGUUGGCAAGGCUUGUAUAGUCUCUGAAAUUCUUGUUAUCUUAGGGUAUAAAGUGAAAACCAGUGUGGUAGCAUAGGGGGUUGAGUGCUGGGCUUGGAUAAAGGAGACCUGGGUUCAAAUCCAUAUCCAGCCAAGCAGCUCAUUGGAUGGCCUUUAGACAAGCAUCCUUACUUGGUCUGCAGUGUCUCCACAAAUUCAUUAAUGAGGAUAGCACUAGAUAGCUCACAUAUAGGCUGCAUGAGCUCCUUAGAGCAGAGUUGUGGAAUCUCUGACCAUUCUUGACACACCAAGGGUUCCAUUUUGAUGCCAAGUCAAUCAGCAGAUACCACUCAUUGACACCAACUGAUAAGCAGAAGGAUAGGGUUUAAUUCUGCAAUGGCUGAGCAGUUGCCCCUGCAUGGCUAAGUGAAGGGGUUUGCCUUUAAAUCCCUUCUAAAACAAAAAGAGGGGUAGAGAAUUAGCUACAUGUUGCUGCUUCCAAGGUGAAAUCCUGACUUGGAUGCUCCAAAGCACCAAAUCACCCAAUGACAUACAAUUGACAGGUGGGCAGCCCCAUAGAGCCAAAAAGGUUAUCCAGCUCUGCCUUAGAGCAGAGGUUUUCAACCUUUUUGAGUCCACAGCUCCCUUGACCAACUACAUUCUUUCUGUGGCACCCCUGUGGGGCUCAGGAGCCCAGUGAUGUCACCCCUGCAGAACUGGUGGUCUCUUGCUCUUUUUUGAACACCCUUCCUUGUGGAGUGCUCCCUCAGCCUCCUCCCCUCGCCUUGGGAGGCUUCUGAGCAGCUGCUGCUGCUGCCCCUGGUCUGGGAGCUGCCGCCCCAAAGAGAGGUGCCUCCUCACACUGCCCCACAGGGGCCUAGGAAGAGGAUGGCCCCAGCCUUACUGGCCCAACGGAGACUGGCCAAAGGUGAAUGUGAGGCCAGCACCUUACCUUGGGAGGCAGCAGUGGGCGCUGCUGGGCCUGCCUGGCGGAAAGGCUCCCCUUCAGCACUGGGCGCUCAGCUCCCAGACAGGCCUUGCAAACAGCAAGCACAAGAAAGGCCAGUGCCUGCCCGCCCUGCCUGCCUGCCACUAGUCUGUCCAUUUCCAACAGCAAGAGCUCGCUGGGCUCCCUCGUCCGCUUGCUUGCUUAACUCCACCUCAGCUCCUUGCAACCAGCAUCCCCUGGCCAGCCCCAGAGGCACCAUUCAUCCCUAGCCACUGGCUCAGCUAUCUGGGGAUGAUGGGAGUUGGAGUCCAACAACAAAUAGGCACCCAAGGUUGAAGAAUACUGCUCUAUAUCAGAAAGCCAUGGCCCCCUCCUGUCGGAAUGAGACAGAUAGAUAAAUAAAUUCAGUGUAUGCUUCAUGUGACUCCAUGUCUGCAUAAGCCAUAGUUACCAGACGUCCUUUGUUUCAAGAGAUGACCUUUAUAUCAGAGCAUCAUAGCUGUAUUGAACAGCAUAGCAUUGGCACGACAGUCCCCAAGUCUCUUCUCUUGCCUCUUAAAAAAAAUCCUUUGGCAAAUCAAUUGCAAUACUGUUUAUAACAUCAUUCUCAUUUAAUCUCAUCCAAACAUUUGAGUGUCCCUUCAGGUUGUUUGGGUAAAAAUAUGCUAUUCUAAGAACCAACAGGCAGCUUACUUUUAGCUGACGUGGGUGCUUUCAGCACACAGAUGAACUGUCUAACCAUUUGCUGUACGAAAGGCAGCAAUAGCCAGUAAUAAAACUCUGCUUAUAAUGCUAUGAAAUGCUGAUGGCUUUGGAAAGCUAAAAAGACCCAUAGGCAAAUAUUCCUUCCCAAUUUUAUGAAAUCUAUGGGUGCCCUCUUUCAUCCAGCUCCACAGAUGUGUAGAAAAAGCUUAAGAAUUGGGUUUCUUUUUCUGUAGGUUUCUUUCCAACACCCCCUUAAUAUACAUGUAGUAUGAGCUUAAGAAUAGUAUUCUUCCUCUCUCCCCCCCCCCCAUCAAUUUGGCUGAAGGUACAGUCAAACAACAGAUGUCAUGUUUUUUCCAGUUUGGUCACAGUAAAAAGUAAAGGACCCUUGGAUGGAUAAGUCCAGUCAAAGGUGACUAUGGGGUUGCAGCACUCAUCUCGCUUUCAGACUGAGGGAGCUGACGUUUCUCCACAGACAGCUUUCCAGGUCAUGUGGCCAGCAUAACUAAACCGCUUCUGGUGCAACAGAACACCGUGAUGGAAGCCAGAACACACGGAAACGCCGUUUACUUUCCGGCAGCAGCGAUACCUAUUUAUCUACUUGCACUGGUGUGCUUUCGAACUGAUAGGUUGGCAGGAGUUGGGACAGAGCAACGGGAGCACACUCCAUUGCAGGGAUUCGAACCGCUAACCUUCUGAUCGGCAAGCCCAGGAGGCUCAGUGGUUUAGACCACAGCGCCACCCGCGUCACAGUAAACCCCCCCCCCCCCGAGUCAUGAAAUAAAAAUGCUGAGCAUCCUCUAUUCUUACUAUGGCAAAAUAAAGACCUACCAAUCAGCAACCUCAGCCCAGGUACAAGACCAGAUGUAAUCAAUGGGAAAAGCCCCAGGGAGGGGCAAAGCUUACUCCAAGGAACAUGGCAGCAUCAGGCACAGUGACUGGGGAAAAGAAGUAAGAAGGCAGGCUUGUAGUUUCAACAUUAAUGAAUCAGGCCACAGGCCUAUCUGGACCAGCAGCCUAUUCCCCACAAUGGCCAACCAGAUGCCUCUGGGAAGCCCUCAAGCAGCACAUGAGCACAACAGCCUUUGCCCACCCAUUUUCCUCAGCAACUUUAGAGUCAAUUUAGCAUUAGAAAUUGGGAUAGAAAAGCUAGGAUGACUCCUGGAACCUGGGUUGUGGGCGCCAAAACAGAAUGUCGUCACCUUUGGGGGUGGGGGCGGCAACACCUUUUAUUUAUUAUUUUGAUAAGCAUUAAGUAAAGCACAAGUCACAUAAGUGACACCUUGUUAAUAUCAUAUGUUUAACAUAAAUUGUUAAUACAUGUCUAAUUUGGUGUUUAAAUAAAAAUAUUGGUACCAUACUUCAGUUUUCAAAAUAUUCUACUUUUUAUUGUUAAACUCCUUAACAUAUUGCCUAUCCUUAACAUAAGCUUCAAAGCACAUACAUUUCAGUAAUCCUUGAGUGUCAGCCAGGCACAAAAAAACGGCACCCAGACUUUUUGAGGUGCUCGCAAAUGGAGAAUCUUUAGGUGCAAAAUGCGCCUGGCUCCCUGCUAAUUUUGAACCCUGAGAGUCAUACUGCCUCUAAUACUGGAUCCCAUUGGUAGCCCUAUCGCCCAUGAAUUUGUCAAUUCCCCCUUCAAAGUUGGUGGUUGUCACCACAUGCUGCGAAUCCCACAGUUUACCCAUGCGCUGUGUGAAUCAGAACUUUGCUUUUGUCUACCUGAGCCGCCUAGCCUUCUGCUUCAUUGGGUGGCCCCGAGUUCUAAUAUUACAAGAGGUGGAGAAGCUCUUUCUCCACAGCAUGCAUGAUUGUAUGCCCCUUCAUCCCGUUACACCCCCACCCUCUGCUUACUCCCUUGAUCUAGCCAAAAUGUGUGUGAACGUGAGAUGAGGAGGUUCGGGGCAGGGCUCCAGCCUCUCUUGGCAACUGUUCACUCCCCUCUAUCGAAGGCAGUCAUAUGCUGCGAAGGAGGUGUCAUCUGGUGGGGUCUCUCUCCUGUCAGUGGGUUGGAGGUAGGGGCUUUGCCUGGUUGUGGCAGGCAGCCCAAGAGCUGCAUUCUUUUCUGUGGACCCUUCCAAGGCCUACAUGCCAGCAGUAGGCAGUUUAUUGUGUGGAAACUACAAAAGUAAACACAUCCGACUUUAUUCUCUGUCCAGGCAAGCAGGAGGUGUUAUCAGCACGCAAGGACACAUCUCUGCCAGGCAAAAAACACACUGGGGGUGCAGAAGGACCAGAAGGAGAGGCCUAGAGGGCUGCAUUUGGCCCACAGGCGUGAAGUUCCUCACACCUCCUGAUAGGUUGAGGGUGUUGUGGAAAACUAAAAAGGUGACUGUAUUCAGGUGCUUGGUGCUGUGCCUGAUAGUCUUUAAGGCGAGGGCUCAUAAGCAGUAAUCAGAAAGAGGCCUUACCAGGCCGCUAGACCCUGGCAGGAUGCCAGGUGCUAAUGGCAGCCUUGCUCCCUCCUCCGAUAUCAAAGGACUAGACUUAGCGCAAAGAAACAAAGAGAUAAACCGAUGGUGUAAGCAACUUCUGCUAUAGCCAAUAUUGUGAUGAGAUGCGGCUGUGGAAGGUUUGGGGCCAGGGAGUAAAGGCAACCAGUUCAUGUUGGGAGUUGAGAACAUGUUGGAUGAGGCCAACAGGCCCAUCUAGUCCAGCACCCUGUCCUUGCAUGCCUGCCAGGGGGAGCCCUCUGCCCACCUGCGAUUCCGGGCAACCAGCAUCCUUCCUCCUGCCGGCGGAGUUCCCCUUCUGACUCUAGCAGGAUUCUGGCCCAAGGAACCGAGGUCAUAUGGCGCCCUGGCCUUUACUGGAAUGCAAACAGCCAAAGAAUUUGGCAGGUCAGCAAAUGGAGCACAUGAUGCCCAGGAAGAGACACAACUCAGCAAACUCCCACUGUAAGCUGUGGAAAGGCCGGGCAGGGAAGGCACCUCCCAAUUUGCCAUGAGAGGGUGGCGGUGGGUGCGCACGGGAGGAGCAGCAUUUGGGGCCAGCUGCCAGCGAAUACCUCCCCCCUCCCUCCCACCCCCACCCCCACCACUCAGCCUCCCCUGUAAAUCACCUCCUUCCUCAUAUGAACUGUGUCCCAGCUGGAUGGCAGCGUGGUUGCCAUGGUGACACAGAGAUGCUGGUUGCUUUGAUAAGCUGAGGGAGUCCCCCCCCCCUUCGGUCUCUUCGCCCACACAACCUGGACCAAUUCUCCGUGCUCCUUCCUUCCCCCUUCACAUGAGGUCUCGAAAUGAGGUUGCGAAGAGAACAGAACCCCCAUGUGCUCUCGGCUAGGGUGUGAAAGCCUUUGGUUCUGAUUUCUGCUGGCUGAUUGGCAAAGGAUGGAGGGAAUGGCUAUACCCCGCCAGAGAUGGAAGAGAGGGUGGUAUCUUGGAGACGGUUUCCAUGGAGGCCCCUUCACACAAGCCCUGAUGGCUCAUUGAUAUGCUGCUACUGCUGCUUUAAUUUCACUAUUUCUCCCUCUCCGCCUCUUAACACCCCACCCCACUCCACCCCUCACAUUCUUAUUGGGCAGCAGGCAGUUCACUGCCAGAAGCGUGAGUGGGUCUUACUCCCCAGGUGGGGUGAGGCCUCUGCUGCAGCAGCGCAUUCAUUUCUCCCCAUUUAGCAGAAGCUCCUCCCUCAGCCUUUUGCAUGUGGCCUGCGGGCACAUGCAGCAUGGAGGAGACAAGGGGAUAUGGGUGGAGGGGAUCUCUCUCACUUGAGCACAAAGCACCUGGAACUGAUACCAGCGAAGCAUCUUUCUUGCGCAUCAACGAAAGAGAGGACAAAGGCAGGUGCUGAUUUGCAUUUUUAAAAACCAUGUUCUAAUAGUUUUGUAGGGAAGCAAAUUUAGAAGUAAUUCAGUACAAUUUGAAUAGAAAUACAAUACAGGCGACUCCCCAUUUACGCAGGGGUUACGUUCCGAGGCACCACGCAUUUAAGUGCAAUUGUGUAAUGAGAACACAAUUGAAAAAGCCUGCAAAUGAACGCCACAAUCGCUCCCUCCAAACCUUGCUCAAGCUCCCCACAGGCCUCGAUGCAAAGGCUUGUGGGGUUCCUAAGCACUGUUUUGUGCCAUUUUUGUGCUUCUUUAGGGCUAUUUUUGCCCCUUUUGUGCCACUUCUGUGUUUGCGGUGAUUGUGCCUGCCCAGAGACAUAGUGCAGGGGGUGGGGCACACUGGGCACCACACCACGGGAAGUAGCACUUACCAUGGAGCCUGCAGCGCGCCCGAGCUACACAUCUCUCCUGGGAGUGGCGCGGUGGCUCAGGCACCUGCAGGCUCCGCGCUGCCCAAAAAAGGAGCAUGGGCCUGCUGGGCACAGGAGCAGAACAUGGCUUGGGCUCUGGGAUUCUGGCGCACCCUGCCCCAUCCCAUCCCGCGGGCACCACACCCACCCACAUACCAUCUCGGGACUCUUUUGUCUUUCAACCAGACCUAGACAUAAUGACCUUUCUAGCAGAGGGUCCCCUCAAACAGAAGACUGUCCCCCGUAAUGUAGGAGAUGUUGAACACCCUCUUUUCAUUGCUCUUCCCUGUUGUUCCUCUUCUGGAAGUGAAGUUGGGGCAGAUGUACCAGCUGAAACCUUGGGGAGCGCCUCUCCUUAUCACAGCAUUGCCAGACAGAAUGUAAAACAAAAAGGGCGGGCAGGGUGGGGGCUUUGUUCUGGGCAGGCUGGAGGAGCAGCCGUGUUCUAGAAAUGCUUGCUCUACAUCAUGGGUAGGCAAACUAAGGCCCGUGGGCCGGAUCCGGCCCAAUUGCCUUCUGAAUCCAGCCCACGGACAGUCCAGGAAUCAAGUGUGUUUUUACAUGAGUAGAAUGUGUGCUUUUAUUUAAAAUUCAUCUCUAGGUUAUUUGUGGGGCAUAGGAAUUCGUUCAUUUUUUUAUUUCAAAAUUUAGUCCGGCCCCCCACAAGGUCUGAGGGACCUGCUGAAAAAGUUUGCUGACCCCUGCAGUCUACAUCAUGUUGCGGGGGACUGGACAUUGCAGCACAUGCUGCAAGAACCCACUAGGGGCCGCUUGUCUGUGGAGACUGAGCCACCAGUGUAGGGAACUUGCCUACCUUGGUGAUAUCAAAUAUGGCAGCCUGCUUGCUUCACCUACACAAGUUGACAGGAAGAACUGAGAGCCCAGCCAGAUCCUGCAUGCACAGGCCAGUCCUGGGUUGCAUCUGUUUGGGUGAGGAACUUUAGGCCCCAUGGCUAAAUGCAACUCUUCUAGGCUUCUGUAUGUGGCCCUUGUAGCUCUCCCUAUGCCCUCACUGGCCCCCCUUCCCACCCAAGGACUUUUGUCUGGCUGGAAUGAGUCCUUGAAGCCUGAAUGAGCGCCUCUUGCUAGUCUGGGAUGUGUGUGUAGAAACAGGCAACCAAAGUGACCAGGAGGAUGGAGAAACUCCCAAAUAAGGAAAGAUUACAACAUUUGGGUCUUGGGCUCUUUAGCUCUUUAGUGGCAGAAAGUUCAGAACAGACAAAAGGUCUGAUUCAGCAGAGCUUUUCUUAGGAAAUCUACUGAAAAUAGUUUAAUUCAAAUGACUCUAUGUCUGUGCAUGCACACAAACCAAAUAUAACCCAUCUGGGAAUCGCACAUGAGACAGGCAGUUUGCUGUUGCUCAAGGGCAUUUUAAAUUUAUCUGCUCCAGGCGUGCUCCAGGAGGCCUGGUCCUCUGAGGGUGCCUGCUGCCCAAUAUACAUGGUGCUUUCUACAAAUAAUUCUCAAGUUUGUGGAAUGUGCCUCUUUGGGGGACAAGUGGAAGGAAGAACAAAGUUUCAGGGGUGAUAGAAUAGGAUCCCAGAGCAUGCUGUGGAUCUUCCCUCACUAACCAAGACACUGGUAGAUGUAUCACCCUAUGACAGUGAACAUCAUCUUGGAUUUGUGUGGGUGACCCCAUCAUUACUUCCCCAUGACUCCAAACAUGAUUUGGAUUUGGAAGGAAGCAAGUUUGGAAAUAUCUGUUGGUUGCUUUCUGUUUCCUGGGGCACGGCUUUCAGAGGGGUUGAAAUAUAUUAUGUUGUAAUGCAAGAUCUAGACUUUCUCUGGAAUGAGAGGCAUUCUCUGGACAUGGCAUUGUUGUCCUUUACUCAGGACUGUGUUUAUUGUGCAUCAUGUGCAGUAAAGGUAAAGGUAAAGGGACCCCUGACCAUUAGGUCCAGUCGUGGCCGACUCUGGGGUUGCGGCACUCAUCUCGCUUUAUUGGCCAAGAGAGCUGUCGUACAGCUUCCGGGUCAUGUGGCCAGCAUGACUAAGCCGCUUCUGCCGAACCAGAGCAGCGCACGGAAACACCGUUUACCUUCCCACCAGAGUGGUACCUAUUUAUCUACUUGCACUUUUACGUGCUUUCGAACUGCUAGGUUGGCAGGAGCAGGGACCGAGCAACGGGAGCUCACCCUGUUGUGGGGAUUCGAACCGCCGACCUUCCGACCGGCAAGCCCUAGGCUCUGUGGUUUAACCCACAGCGCCACCUGCAUCAUGUGCAAGCACCACACAAAUACAGAAUUCAUCAUCCUGAGGGUCAACUUUCAUUUUAUUAAAAUAGUAUUUAUUGUGUUGGUCUAUAGACCAUACCAGGAAACCUACGUUUUAUUUUAAAAAUCAAGUUUGUAGACCUUGGGGGCUAAGAAGAGUGUGUAUCUAUCCCACCAAGAUCUUUGAAGCCCCACACCGCAGUGACUACGUGGUUGGGCUUUGUGGUUCUGUUCCUCUCCCUGCUACUCGAGGGCUACAGGAGCAGAACCAGUUCGGUAAAAUAAGCCAACAUGUGCAAAUCUGCUAGCCUCCAAUUUUACCUAGCACUAUGUCUGCAUUUCCUGGAUGCAGGAGUUGGAUAGUGAAGGAUUUGUGCGGUCCUGCCCUUAUCUGUACAUGCUUCUCCUAACCUGUUUGUGUGAUUCUCUGACUUGCAGGGCUUUGUACACUUACGAAGAUGACUCCGAUAACCUGAAACUGGCUGCUUCGGGAAGUGAGUAUUCCUGUCCCUGCCCUUGCCUCCUUGCUGGGCAACCUUAUGUUGCUUAGCUGAUCCAGUCCUGGCAGUUCUCAGUGCUCCACCAAACUUCCUCCUCCUAAAACAAAAAUCCCUUUUUUCCUUUUUUUCUUUUUAAAAUAUAUUUUUAUUAAGUUUUACAUAACAAAUUCAAACACAUCAUUCACCUCUUCAAUUAGGAUUCUCUGAAUCCCUUGACUUCCCUCCACCCUUCCAUGGUUACCAUUAUCAAUCUUUUUUCUCCCUUCUGCUUAUCUUAUUUUCUUUAAUUUGUUAAAAAAAUAGUAAUUCGUUUUUCCAUAGUUUUUUGUACAUUACAAGCAUUACUCAAAUCCCACCAAAGUUUAUAGUUGUUUACAGUGUUCUCUUAAGUACAUUGUAAUUUUUUCCCAUUCCUUCUUAAAAUUCUUCUCUUCCUGGUUUCUGAUUUUCCCAGUCAGUUUCGCCAUUUCGGCCUAGUCCAUCAUCUUCAUCAGCCAUUCCUCUCUGGUUGGAACUUUGUCUUCUUUUCAUCUCUGGGCCAGUAGUAUCCUCGCUGCUGUCGUCGCAUACAUGAAUAGACGACAACUAAAAAUCCCAUUUUUUUCAACAGGGUUAGAGUUGAAGUGGCAUGGGGUGGGGAGGUAAAUGGCCAUGAGCAGUGGCAAGGGCACACCCCGUAAAUUGAGAGAUUAGUCCCUUUUAUCAUGUGUUCCUCUAUCUACCCACCUGAAGGGCCGAAGUUCAGUGCUGUAUCAUCUGCUCUGCAUGCAGAGGUUUUUGGCGCAGUCCCUGGCAUCUCUAGAUACAAAGAUUCCCUGCUUGAAACCCCAGAGAGCCUUCUCCAAUCUGCGCAGACCAUACCGAGAUAGAUGAACCAAUGCCCUGGCUCUGUGAAAGGCAGUGCCCUAUCAUGUCCCUAAGGGAAAGAGCGGUGUGGUCUGUGUCCAAUAAAAUCUGUCUCUUUGCUUCUUCAGCUGGCGGCCUACAAGAACUCUCCAGCCAUUUUGAGAACCAGAAAGUGAUGUACGGAUUCUGCAGUGUCAAAGACCCUCAGGCCACCCUCCCUAAAUAUGUCCUCAUUAACUGGGUAAGUCCAAGAAGAGUCUGGGAGGCAGCUUGCUCUGUGCUGAAGGGGAGCAAAAGUUGACUGGGCCACACAAAAAGAGGACCUUGGUACUGCAUGGGAAGGGAACGUUCCACCAGUUACAGCUUUUCCUCCCACUAUGGUGAGAAAAGUCAGACAAGGAGAAAUUCAGCCUUCUUUAUGCACAGGAAUCCUCUUGACAUCUGGAGCUGGCAGCCCUGUACAAACUAGGGUGGAGAAUGGGCCGGGCUGAAUUAUCUGAAACAGCCAAGUGUUUCUCAAACCUGGGUCUCCAGCUGUUUUGGGACUACAACUCCUAUCAUCACUAGCUAACAGGCCCAGUGGUCAGGGAUGAUGGGAGUUGCAGUCCAACAACAGCUGGAGACCCCGGUUUGAGAAACACUGAAUGGCAAAGGCUGAUGGUAGGUCCCUGGUCUCUCAACUGUAGGGCCUAAUUGUGCACAGUCUUUGUUUACCUAAAGAUAAUCUCUGUGCAGGAAAAAGCACCAGCCCAUCAUUUGUGAAGGCUGGCACGAGGGCUGUUUGGGAUGUGAAUACAGGGCCACAUACAGCUGGCUAGCUCUGAGGAGGCCUACAAUGUGGAGGAGGUUGAUCUUUCUAGCAGAACUCUUGCUGACUGCUGGGUUUCCAUUGUUUUGUCUGCACUGCCCUCUAGUGGAACAAAUUCCAUUUUCCUUAAUGAAUCUGAAAGGGUCGACCACUCUCACACAUUGGGCUGGCUCCUUCUCCUUCCCACUUUCUGUCCGGACUUGCUUCCUAUCCUACUUGACAUAUCCCAGCUUGCGACAAUCUUUAAAUACUGCUUUUGUGGAAAGUUCCUUUCACUAGGCCUUUUAAAAAAUGUCUUUGUAGAAAUAUGGGUUUAACAGUCUGAACCAGCUGCCUUUGGCCUGAUGCCCACCAGACAUUAAUAAUAAUAAUAAUAAUAAUAAUAAUAAUAAUAGAUAUUAGAUAAUAAGGUGCCGCUUUAUAGUGGAAAGGUAAACGGCGUUUCCGUGUGCUGCGCUGGUGCUGGCUCGCCAGAGCAGCUUCGUCACGCUGGCCACGUGACCCGGAAGUGUCUCCGGACAGCGCUGGCCCCCGGCCUCUUAAGUGAGAUGGGCGCACAACCCUAGAGUUGGACACGACUGGCCCGUACGGGCAGGGGUACCUUAAUAAUAAUAAUAAUAAUAAUAAUAAUAAUAAUAAUAAUAAUACAGUGGUACCUCAGGUUAAGUACUUAAUUCAUUCUGGAGGUCUGUUCUUAACCUGAAACUGUUCUUAACCUGAAGCAUCACUUUAGCUAAUUGGGGCUCCUGCUGCCGCUGCGCCGCUGGAGCACAAUUUCUGUUCUCAUCCUGAAGCAAAGUUCUUAACCCGAGGUACUAUUUCUGGGUUAGCGGAGUCUGUACCCUGAAGCGUAUGUAACCCAAGGUACCACUGUAAUAAAUUAUGUUUUUUUCCCAGCCACUCUGGGCGGCUCCCAACAGAAUAUUAAAAACACAAUAAAACAUCAGACAUUAAAAUCUUCAGAUGUCUUCUAAAGUCAGAUAGUUGUUUAGUUGCUUUUCAAGCUGCACUGGCUCCCGGUGGAGUACAGGGUCAGAUUUAAGGUGCUGCUUUUGACCUUUGAAGCCCUUCAUGGCCUAGGACCCUCGUAUCUACGGGACCGCCUCUCCUGGUAUGCCCCACGGAGAGCCUCAAGGUCCAUAAAUAACAACACCCUAGUGGUCCCGGGCCCUAAGGAAGUUAGAUUGGCUUCAACCAGAGCCAGGGCCUUUUCAGCUCUGGCUCCGGCCUGGUGGAACGCUCUGCCUCAUGAGACCAGGGCCCUGCAGGAUCUGAUUUCUUUCCGCAGGGCCUGUAAGACAGAGUUGUUCCACCUGGCCUUUGGCUUGGAGCCAAUUUGAUUCCCUCCCUCCCUCUCUUUCUUUUUUCUUUUCCUUCUCCUCCUGCGAUGAGGCUACAUUUUAAUAUUUUAAUGUUCCAUUAUUUUAAUGUUGUAUUUUAUUUUUGUUUUUAAGUUGUAAUCAUUCAUCUUCUUUUUAUUAUUGCUUGUAAGCCGCUCUGAGCCCGGUCUUGGCUGGGGGGGUGGGGUAUAUAUAAAAAUUAUUAUUAUUAUUAUUAUUAUUAUUAUUUCCAUGACAUCUGAUGGGAGGGCGUUCCACAGAGCGGGCGCCACUACCGAGAAGGCCCUCUGCCUGCUUCCCUGUAACUUCACUUCUUGCAGUAAGGGAACCUCCAGAAGGCCCUCAGAGCUGGACCUCAGUGUCCGGGCAGAACUACAAUUUCCAGCAUCCCAUGGUGGCUAAGGCUGAUGGGACUUGUAGUCCAAAAGCAUCUGGAGAGAACCAGGUUGGGGAAGGGUGACCUAAAAGAAGAAACACAUUACAAAGUGCUGCCCAGGGGCAGAAAUGAACAAAUACCCAGCCAUCUGGAAACCGCUGACUAUUGCUACUAGCCCCAGCAAGACCCCCUUCGCAAGGGUGAGAUCUACUGUGAAGGAGUAUAAGAUGUACUCUCUGUGUCAUUUCCCAGUCCUUAACAAAAAGACAUAAAAAAAAACUCCUGCCAAGCAGUGAAGCUCCAGGACUUAGAAGAAGCUGCAGAUUUAGGCAUGUGGUGCAGUGUUGCUUCCCUACCUUGUUGGCACAGUGAUAUGUCUGGUUUACAUUUCAUCCAAAAUUAUCAAGGAAGACCUUUCUGCAGAGAAAAUCCUUGCUGCUCUUGCUUUCCAUUCAAAAAUCCAGAGGAAUAUCCCGUUUUCUUGCGUGCUGGUGCCACCCUUGUCCUCCUCCUUCUGAGCUCUACAGAUGCUCUCCCAAGUAGCCUGUGUCUCUAUGUGCAUGUAGAAUAAGAUGCUGUCUGCUGCUGUCUCACAAGAGUGGUGUCUCCCAGCACUAACCUUCCCCUUCCCUGUGCACCUUUAUGCCUGGCAGGUGGGAGAAGAUGUUGCUGAUGCCCGCAAGUGUGCCUGUGCCAGCCAUGUGGCCAAAGUCGCAGAAUUCUUCCAGGUCAGUGGCAAACUGUUUGGGGAAGGUUGUGCGGGGGGAGUGCCUAUGCAACAGUCCUUUCCCAUCUUGUGGAAAAGGGAUUUGGACUUUGUGGAAGAGGGAGCGUAGUUCUUCUGCAAUGCAGGGGUGGAAAGACCUGUGGCCCUCCAAAUGUGGACAGAGAGUGUGGCCCAAUAACAUCUGGAAGGGCACAGGAUCCACAUCUGGGAUGGGCAAGGAGAUUUGAUCGUGAGCUGUUGGCAGGAGACCUGUGUCAGCUGCUGGGUCUCCACUGUUGUCCUCCAGGGUAGCUGCCUUAAAUCCUCAUCUGACUUCCUGCUCAAUGCAAAAUGCAGCUUCAAGUGGGGUGGCGAACCUGAGGUCAGGGGGCCAGAUGUGGCCCUCCAGGGCUCUCUGCCCAGCCCUUGGGACUCUUCUUACUCCUUGCCCCUCAUCAGCCUGGUUUGUGGCUUUCUAAAGUUCUUUUGCCUGGCUGGUAUAUGUCCUUGAACCAUGAUUAUGCCUCCUGCUUGCCCAGUUUAGGUAGGCAGGUAGCGGGUGCACAGGUGGGUGUAAGCCCCUGGCUUUUGCAUGGCUAGAGUAGAGCCUGCUCUACAAAGGUAAACUUCACACAUCCUUUGCCCUGCUUGCUUUUGUCUCUGGCCCUGCCCAGCACUGGCAAGCAGCCCCCCAGAAAACUACCCAAGAGGGAAUGCAGGCUCUCUCUGAAAGGGGUUCCCCGCCUUUGAAGCUACAGUAUGCCUGACAAAUAUGCUCAUCCGGACUCCGCUUAAAUAGCUCCAUUGGAGGAGAGCCCACCACCUCCCAACACAGUCUUUGUCUACUGUCUAGCAGCUCUCUUCCCAAUAAAUAUGAAGUGGCCUCUGGUGCUGAGCUGAAAUCUCGUUCCCUGCCAUUUCCUGGUCCUAGUCCAUCUUCUCCAGCUUGGUGGCUGGACCCUCAUUUUUCAGUGUGGUUUGAAUGUCUCAACAGGGUGUGGAUGUCAUUGUCAACGCUAGCAGUGUGGAAGACAUCGACCCAGGAGCCAUUGGGCAGCGGCUCUCCAAUGGCCUCGCCCGCAUUGCCAGCCCCGUGCUGCACCGUCUCCGCCUGCGUGAGGAUGAGAAUGCGCAGCCAGUGGUAAUGCUCCUUCUUUGCCAUGCCCCCUUUCUCCUUGCUGGGGAGAAGCAGCACCAGCCUCUUCUGGGCUUGGGUGUGGCUGGUCUGCCGAAAGCAGUUUCUACUUAGGGCAGCCUUCCCCAGAUGUGGACUACAGCUCCCAUCAGCCCCUGCCAGCAUGGUCUGGGACUAGGGGGAGAUGGGAGCUGUAGUCCAACACCAUCUGCAGGCACCAGGUUGGGGAAGGCUGUUAAUAAAGGGUAAGAAAGAUGGUUACAGUGGAGUGGAUGUUUCCAUUAGCAAUAAUUUCACCUCAGAUUAACCUCACUGGCUACGAUGGGUGCACUGCAAAUCCUCCAGCAUACAUUAUAAACUGCCUUGAAGAAUAUUCUGGUCAGUUACCCCCAUGCUGUUGUAAAGCAUUGUGAAACACACCAGGGCGGUGAGAACCUGGCAAGUUGUCUUGUUAUCUGUGUGUCCUCAUUCACACACGUACAGGUCUCUCUCUCCUGAUUUGAUUUCUUUGUUCCAGGGCACCACCUAUCAGAAGACUGAUGCUGCUGUGGAGAUGAAGCGACUCAACCGGGAGCAGUUCUGGGAGCAGGCCAAGGUAGAGAGGUUUUACCAAGGAAGCCCUGUCCCUGGGCAGGGCAAGUCUGUGAUUAGCUAUGACUAUCAUCUAUCUAUCUAUCAUCUAUCAUCUAUCUUAUCUAUCUCUAUCUCUAUUAUCUAUCUAUCUAUCUAUCUAUCAUCUAUCUAAUCUAUCUGUCAUCUAUCUAAUCUAUCAUCUCUCUCUCUCUCUCUCUCUCUCUCUCUCUCUCUCUCUCUCUCUCUCACGCACACACGCACGUAUGUCAUUCCUUCCCUCCAUCCAUGUUCCAGCCCUUCUGUGUGAGGGGCAGCACUACCCUCUCCCUCUUUUCUGUCCCUUGUAGAAAGAGGAGGAGCUGCGCAAGGAGGAGGAGCGGAAGAAGGCCCUGGACGAGCGGCUGCGUUUUGAGCAAGAGCGCAUGGAGCAGGAGAGGCAGGAGCAGGAGGAGCGAGAGAAGCGCUACCGGGAGCGCGAGGAGCAGAUUGAGGAACACAGGCAAGGGGCGGCUGGGAGGGUCUGGCCGUGUUGUUGUCUAUGUGCAAAGGGAGCCAAGGAGGCAACACGGGUGGUUCCUUAGCAAGCCAAGAUGGGCAAAUAUUGGUUUGUCCCACGGGAGGGUUGUGCUCUAAUCCUGCUUGCAGGCAAGGACGCCUCUUCCACAUUGCUUCCUUGUUGGAAGCAAAAGUGGCCCUGUUUCAUUGGCUGCCCUGUUGCUCCUCCUUCUGUUUGGAUAGGCCUAAGUGCCUCUCGGUCCUUCCUGAAUGUUAUGCUGCCAGUACUGAUGGUGGUGAGAGUCUGCUUGAACUCAGCAUGAUUAUUUAGUGCGGUUGGAGGUAUAUAUCAACCUCACCUCUUGCUGUUUUGAAUUUAAUUGCUCACAGAGCCACAUACAGUCAUACUUCGGGUUACAGACGCUUCAGGUUGCGUUUUUUUCAGGUUACGGACUGCCGAAACCCGGAAGUACCAGAAUGGGUUACUUCAGGGUUUCGGCGGUCACGCAUGCACAGACACACAGAAUCGCAAUCUGCAUGUGCGCAGACGUGCCACUGCACGUUGCGAACGCUGUGGGUUGCGAACGUGCAUCCCGCCCGGAUCACGUUCGCAACCUGAGCAUCCACUGUACAUGUUUACUGAAUGUAUUGUGCUGGUAAUCGCUGUUUCCUCCAAAACAUUCCUAGGAGGUAGGUUCAGCUGGGAGGUAGCGGCUGACCUAAAGUCAUUCAGAGUGCUUCGUGGGUGAGUGGGGAUUGGAACCUCCCCAAUCCACAUUCUACUUCCUCUCUAUAAUACCAGUAGUUUUCAAGCUGUGUUCCAUGGCAUCUUGGGGUUCUUUGAAAGCCAGUGAAGACCAUUAAUGGCAGGCAAUUCUCCCUGAAAAAUGGCUUGCCCACCGCUGCUGAUUGUUCUCUGCCAUGUUUUGUUGGAGCACAGUCUUGCACUUCACACUGAAUAGAGAUGAGACCCCAAAGUCCUGGCAGAAACCUGAGUGUGUUCUUCGGAAAGAUUUCGUGGCAGAUUUGGGGGAAGGGGGGGGGGCUAAGCAGUUGAGUUUGGAAAGAGCUCUCUCCUGCAGUCGAGUGCGGUAGAAAGCCACUCCACAGAAGCACCCUGGCACAGUGCCCUUUCCUAGUUGUUUGUUCUCCCUUGUUGUUGUAGGAUCAUCCAAAGCUUUCAAUUUACAACAACAACAACAAUUUAUUAUUUAUACCCAACCCAUCUGGCUAGGUUUCCCCAGCAACUCUGGGCAGCUUCCAACAAAAUAUUAAAAUACAAUAGUCUGUUAAACAUUAAAAGCUUCCCUAAACAGGGCUGCCUUCAGAUGUCUUCUAAAAGUCUGGUAGUUGUUUUUCUCUUUGACAUCUGGUGGGAAGGCGUUCCACAGGGCGAGUGCCACUACCAAGAAGGCCUUCUGCCUGGUUCCCUGUAACUUGGCUUCUCACAGCAAGGGAACUGCCAGAAGGCCCUCGGCGCUGGACCUCAGUGUCUGGGCGGAACAAUGUUUACUUCUUCUGAUGACAGAGGGGUUGGCUGCUUUGGUCAAAGCCAUACCACUUGCCCUGUGUCCUACCAGAAUAGAUUGAAGAAACAUCUGAAAUUAUAGGUCUUUGCCACCUCCUGCAUGUUCAUUUGGGACCAGAGGGAACCAUGCAACAGUAGCCAAUGUGCCUUUAAUGGUUUCAUAUUCCAUAUGUGCAAUAAACAGUCCCUGUUCUGUGAUUUCCUAGGUUUAUCAGGACUUCUGCAGCUCUUUGGAGGGCUGUGUGUGUCGGAUGGCAGUGCUGUUUCAUAACUGCUGAACGAUGAUGGUCCCUGAAGUGAAGCACUUAAAUCAUUUUGCAUUUGCAUGAGUGGCAGUGAUGAAAUUUUAAUAGAGAGAUAGAUUGGACCCAGCCUGGGCAGGACAUAUUUGGGCAUACUUUCUCGUGUUGUGGUUUAUAUCCAAACAGCUAUGGUAGGCUGGAUUAAGAGUACAAACACAUCAUCAUUUUCAUACACAACAGUGGUUCCUAGGUAGGUGAACAUGCAGCAGACAGAAUGCCAAGUGGUAGGAUAAGAAAUUGGAACACCUUGGUGAGCUGACAAGGCAUGGAUUGCAAUAGGCUAACAUGUAAAGUGUAACACCUAAGAAAGGAAGCUCAGAAGGUAACUGUUUAAAGGUGGGAGGCAGAAACUGGAUGGGAUUUGGAAUGGGACACACUUGCAAAACAUGGAGCGACAGGAGGCAUUUAGCAGAGGGGCUCCCAGAGCACAAGGCAUAAUAACCCCUCCAAAUGUUCUUUUUAUCACACAAGCUUGAUGAUCUGUGCUCAAGAUGGUAUCAGGGCAGCUAUAUGUGAUUCCACUUUCAAUGUUGUUUGGGCCUGUGGAAGUUCAGAGGUGGACAUGCUGCUUCAUUUCCAGCUGGUGCAUGCCCCAUCGCUUCCUGCUGAAAUCCUGCAACUUCUGGGAUGGGCGGGUUGUCCUGCUUUGGUUGUGCUAUAGCAAAAGGGUGCCUCUCCCCCGAUGGCAAUAGUGCAGCAGCACAUGCAGUAGCAUUGCCAAACAACGAAUAAAGCGGAAUGAUGUGUGGGCUGCCCAGUGUAAAUCCACGGCUAAUGCAUUAUUAUUGCAUCAAAGACACGUUGCAGAAAAUACCCACAGGAAACACAAAAAGGCCAUGCUAUCUGGAGGCGCCCAAGAGAUUUUCCUUUCUGGCAAAAUAGGCACAGAGCAAGCUUGAGAGUGGGCUCUAGAGACCAGUGAAAAUGAUUUAAGAGGCCUUGAAAUAAGAGCUAAUGGGGGAAAUGGUGCAUAAUAAGGAUUAAGUGAGGGUGCAACAGAAAAUUUCAAAUAUACACAACUUUGGAAUAAAGCUGGAGGUCAGAUGGUUCUCCAUGGUUCCUGAAUGGAUAAGGGUAUCUUUUGACUGAUUGGCUACUUCCUGCUGCUUUGUGAGGAAGGGUGGGGUAUUAUUAUUAUUGAUGUUAAAUGUUAGAAAGCCAAGUCAGCCUGCGGCCUGUCCUGCCCAGGCCCUAGCAUUCCAGUACUGGGAUCUCUCAAGCCUUCUUUUCCUCCUCCUUCUCCUCCUUUCCCUUCCCACCAGGCGAAAGCAGCAGACCCUGGAGGCGGAGGAAGCCAAGCAGCGGUUGAAGGAGCAGUCCAUCUUUGUAAGUGAUGCUUCACGAGCUUGGGGGAGGAUUGCCCAGUUGUGCCACUGGCUCCCCCAAGGAGGUUGGCAGAGGUAGGGAUUCAGCACCAAGGCUGGCUGGUGACAUUGGGGACCCACUCUGCAGCCAGGGUGAGGACGUCUUGCUGCCCAAGAGCUCUUCCUCUCUCCAGCUUUGUGCUAGGUCAGGAGAAUAACAGUAAAGCAAACAGACAGACAGACAGACAGACAAAUGUAGGGUCUUCUGGUGUGGUUGAGGUGCCCUGGGGCUGACGCUGACCUCUCUCCCUAGGGGGAGCAGGAGGACGACGAAGACAGGCAGCAGCCCAAAAAGUCUGAGUCAGAGGUGGAGGUGAGUGCGGCCCCGGGGCACAGCAUGCGUUGUGUAGGCAGCAGGACCUCCAUGCACCCUACAGGGCUGUUGCUGCAUGAGGGUUGUCGCGUUUGUGUGUGGAGAGUUUUGGCAGGGAGGGGGGGGCCCUUCAAUUCUGGCGACUGUUGUCCUGUGGAGAAGCUGGAGUGUGCUGUUGAUGAGCGGAAGUCUGUGCUUAAGCAAGGCUGGGCAUCAGUUCUCUCUCUGGGGAGCAAGGCGGGAUCCCGGCUGUCCUCGUCUCUCCUCCUUUGCUUACAUACAUGUUCCAUUUUGUCAGAAGAGGAAGACAGAGUGUGGUGCUGUCACUUUUCUUUUCCCCCCCUGUCACUGUGUGCCAUUGCUGCUGCUGAGGGUGGGGUGGGGCAUGGGGUGAGGGACACUGUUUGUGUGUGGCACGUAUCAUGUUUUGUCACUGUUGACCUGGCAACUGCAUGGGGAGGGGCAGCGCUGGGUGUGAGGGGGUUUGGGCUGGGUUUAUGACGGGGUCUGUGUGGGCCUGUGGACUGGGCUGCCCUUGACCGUCCUCUCUCGCCUCUUCCCCUCGCAUCCUGACAGGAGGCGGCUGCCAUCAUUGCUCAGAGGCCCGAGAACCCCCGCGAGUUCUUCAGGCAGCAAGAGCGAGUGGCUUCAGCCAGUUCAGAGACGGCCCCGCCCAUCAACAGAACAGGUAGAGAGCCCUUGCCGCUGCUGCUUCAGGCAGGGAGUACAGAAAAUGGGGGAAUGAGGGUUGGUGGGGAAGCGUUCAGGAAGAUUUCAGCAACCUGGUUUUUGUUUUGUUUUUGUUCUCGAAUGGAAGGUGGGGCAGUAUACAUCUCAGGGCAAGGCAUCCAGACACUUGGAAAUGUCUGCUAUGGAUGAUAUGAGCAGAUGGGGGGUGGGUUGUUUAAGGAAGCAAAAGCAAAAUGCAAAAACCUCAGAAACAUGACCAGAGGUCAGUUGAACACAGAAUGAGGUGCAGAGAAGAGACAUUCCCUGCUGCUGAGUCUCACCAUAAGGAAAACAGCCAGCAUCCUAUGAAAGCCUGAAAAGUGGCAAAUGGCUAACUAUAACAAAAGACUUAUGUCCUUUCUUAUCACAUAUAACCAAGUUUUGCUUCCAAUAAUUUGAUUAGGUGUUGUUGUUGGAUAUAUAUAUUCUAGUUCAUAUCUAUUUCAUUGUCCAAAACGGCAACAGUUUUGUCAGUUUUGGAGAACAGUAGCAAUGAGAUCUUCAGGGUUAUACUACGUCAUUAUCCAGCACAUGGGGCUUAGAGUGAGACAUCUGUGGCGCAGCUUGUCCUGCCUUUCUCUUGCGCAAGGCUCACAAUAUCGCUCCUGGAUCAGGGGUUGCUGCUGAUGCCACCGCCACACAAGGCGUGUGUUUCUGGGCUGUGGAUCAAACCUAGCAUAGCUUGAUUUUCAAGACAGGGUCUGGGGGAUCAUCUGUCUUUGAGGACACUAUAGUGAACCUCUUACCCUUUGAGAAUUUAACGUGGAAGCAAAAGAUCAUUUAUCAUGUAGUCAUUGAUGUAGAAAACGUUCCAUUCUGGGCUAAAUCUGUAUUGGCAGCCCGUCGUCACCACACCCUGCUUUCAUGGUGUCUGGAUCCUGCAGACAGUUGGCUUCCCUGAUGGGAAGUUUCCAAGUGGUGUCCAUGCAGCAAAGUGGUCCUCCAUCACCUCAGUUGCCUCAUCCCAGUAUGCGAGUGGGUCUGAUGUUAGCUAGGCAGCAGGAGCUCUCAGUGUUAUUUAUCGAAUUGGCCAGCCUUGGGGGGGAUGCUCUGGCCUAGCAGCCUGUUUCUGCCCUUGACAGUGCUGUCUGAAGAAUGGUACUGCUGGGGUGGGCAGGUGAGCAAAGGGACACUAUGAAUAAGCCAAUGUAAACAAGACAGGGGGCCCAGAAAUCCUGCUGCAGUUUUCAUUGCAUCAAGCGAGGCUGUGUCUCUGUAGCCAGGAGGGAGAACCUGUGGCCCUCCAGGAGGUGUUGGGCUCCUUCAGCCUCAGCCAGCAUGGCUGAUGAUCAGAGGGGAUGGGAUAUGUAGCCUGAUAUUAUCUGGGAGGCCACAGGUUUCCCUAUGGAAGGAACUGGACAAAAGAAAGCAGGGGCAGCCCCGGGUGAGAUUUUCUCUUGUGCUCUCUCCCACCCCAAUUCCUGGCUGCUGUUUAGGACACACUUCUUGGCUGCUUGUGAGUUUUGUACAGCCCACCAGACCUGAGUAGGUCACAGAACCUCCAAGCAUUGUUUUGGCAAAGAAGCGCAGAGACUCAGCGCUUUUUUUGCAGCAGCCUCCACGGGUGGUUCAUGCUAGAGAACUCCUUUGCACCUCUGCUAUGGCUUUUUCUGGCUCCUUGGGCUGCUCACCGCAGAGGAUGGCGCAGCUGCGACUAUGCCUGCCCCAGGGCUAAGGCAUGAACUCUGCUCUCUGGAGCCCUCUGCAUUAUGGCUUUGGGUUCACACUUCUGUGUGAUAGUUUGGGUCGGCUCUCUAUUGGGAACCAGGUUGCCAGUUGAUGUAGGGACCUUGGCAUGAACUCGUCUUCCCCGGCACCACUUGCGUAUCCUGCCUCCAAGCUCCUCUUUCUCUCCCGCUUCACUUUCUUGCACCGCCCAGCCUUCCUGAUGCCAUCCUGCCCCCUCCACACUGCUCCAGCCUGGCCCUCGUGCCCCCCCAUCCGCUGCCUUUGCUUUCCCCCAGCCCCCCACCCUGCACUGCUGCCCCCAGGAGCCUCCUCCCACCCUCCUCCUUGCCUUUGCAGAGACCCGCCUCCCUCACAGUCUUCCCCUGCCUCCCCAGCCCCUCACGUGGGCCUUGCUUGCCCAGUGGCAUGAGCAGGGGGGCGGGCGGGAGAUGGAGUGGGCAGCUGGAGGGGAGACUGAUCAUUCUCUUCUGCUUUCUCUGUCUCCGUCCGUCUGUCUUGUCUUUCUCUCAGCAGGUCGUCUGCACUGUCCUUUCAUAAAGACACCUGACAGUGGGCCGCCUUCCUUCUCCUCCUCCUCCUCCUCCUCCCCUCCACGGACUCCCUUCCCCUAUAUCUCUUGCCACCGCACACCAAACCUCUCCUCCUUCUUCCCAUGUAGGUAGCCAGGCCCCGGCCGGGCUUUGGGGAGUCAGUUGGGGAGGCAGCUGCUUCGGGGGCCUUGCCCACCCGCCCCGCACCUUGUAUCUUUGGCCAUGCCCAAUCUCACUCCGCAGGCAUCUCUGAAAGGAAGGACUAAGAGUCCAUGAGUGUCCGAGAAACACUGGCCCCGCAGACUGGACCAGGGAAGACUCAGGGCGCAGCCUGCUCUCUUGUGUUCACUGAAUGGCAGGAGUGUAGCCCCAGAAGAGCGGAGAGGGGUCUAGCGUUAUGCUUCGGCAGCUACCACCCUCGGGAGAGCUGGCUUUGUAUAUAAGACGGAAACUUCCCCUUUGGCGCCCCACAUCUAUGCCCCCGCCUGGUUCACCUUUUAAAAAACAGCUUUGGUUAGGUAGGCCGCAACAGGGACUUCUCAACAUCAGUAGCUACACCAUAAAUCCAAGCAUGGAUUUGCAGGCCGGUGUAUUGAUGCCCUCUAGGCAGGGUGGAGGCAGUGAACAGAGAGCCUCAAAUGAAAACCAGUUAGGCCGAUUGUGACUGUAGAACAGAGCACCCGUUUCCCCAGAUUAGAAAAGGGGGAGCCAAAAUCUAUGCAAACAGAAGAUGAACCACACACACAUAUACACACACAGAGAGACAAACAGUAGGCACACAGGCACACACACCAUGCUGCAGGGGGCAGAUGCACUGCAGAACAGGGGAUGUCCCUGAAGCAGGGUGUAGGGUGGAUAUACUGAGCAAACUGGGUUUGUGAUGGGAGUACUAAGUCUGGGACAGAGACGACCUUCUAAAGUUGUCCCUUCACCUGAUGUUUGCAGGGGGGAGGGGUGUUAUGUUUUCCUGUAGACUCUGCUUCCAAAGAUAGUAAAAAGGGGAGGAUACGUCCUACUCUAUAAAGGAGAGGGUGGUGAAAUCGGCCUCCCAGUGUUGCUGGAUUACAACUCCCAUCAUCCCUGACCAUUGGCCAUAGUUGCUGUGGACAUUGGGAGCUGAGAGAGCCACGGUUUCCUCAUUCCCAAUUUUAAGUACCAUUUGACAUAGAGAACUUCAGGGCCCCCAUGGUUGUACAUGACAAGAGUUCUGCCUCCACCCACCACAAAAUAGGGCUUUUUUUCCUUCUUCACUCCUUCAGUUUCCAACACAUUUGUCAGCAAAAAGCAAAGUGAAACCUUUAUGCCAUAUAACUUGCUGUAGGGUUAGGGUCGCUUCAGGGCAACCGGUUAAUUUUGUCGACUUGGUAAGUUGGGGAAAUGGCACAUUUCAGGAAGAGUCGGAUCUUGGUGCCUUGUUGCCGUCGCUGUUGUUCAAACGAAGCUGCCCUGCGUGCUUGGGAGCGCAACUGGCGGGCCCUGUGGCUAGGGGGGUGUCGUGGCCUUUGACCUGUGGGCUCCCCACCUGAGUGCCCGUGUGGCUCCUUCACAGGCAGCCAGUCGGAAACGCACAGAAAGGUCUCUGCCUCCGCCAGUAGCCCCUGCGACUCCAGCACAGCCUCGACGCCUGUUGGGGAGCAGAUUGAGCGGGCCCUGGAUGAGGUAACGCAGCAGGGUGCAUUGAAAGGUAGGUGCAGCCCCCUCGCCCCUUUGGCUUGCCCCUCUCCCGGGUCCUCGGGCUGCGGGCUCCCUCCCUCCAGGUCUGCUGAGGAACCUCCUCUCUCGCUUCCUCCCUGCUGCAGACUCCUCCAGCCCCAGCAGCGACGAGACAGCGGUGGCAUCCGCAAUGAGCUGGGCCCCUGCCAGCGUGGAGCCUCCGAUGGAGAAGGCCGAGGAGCCCCCUGUGGGGGCCACAGCCUGGCAGGCAGCGGACUGGGCAGAGCCGCAGCAAGGCGGGGCUGGCCCCACGGAAGACCUGGUGUUUCCAGAGCCCAAAGACGAGCCUCUGUUCCCAGACGCCCCGCCUCCCAAAGAAGAGCCUCUGUUCCCAGCAGCCCCUCUGCCCAUACAGAGCGAAGGUGCCCUGGAUCUGGGCGAGGCCUUUGGGUUCUCCCAGCCCCCCGCCCCGCCGUCAGAGAACAUCCUCGACCUGUGGCAGAACGACAGCGCCGCGGCCGAGCCCACCCCUCCCGGCGCCUGGGAGCUCCAGGGCGGGCCCCCCACCCCAGCCCCGUGGGACCUUCACGACGGGCCGCCCGCCACCGCCCCCAUGCUGGUCGAGGUGGAUGCCCCCCCAGGGGCAGUGGAGCCCCCGCCCUCCGCCAGCCUCCUGGAAGACAACCUGUUGAACUUCAACGACCUGCCCGAGCCCCCGGCCACCUUCUGCGACGCUGAGCAGGAUGAAGAGCCGGCCAGCAUCAUUGCCAUCGAGGGGCUGCACCAGAUGACCCUCAGCUACCAGCACGCCCUGCAGGAAGCUUCCGGGGUGCACCAAGAGCCCCAGCUGCUCACCAACGGGGAGACGGCCCAAAAGGAAAGCACGCAGGUGAGGGGGGCGCGCUCAGGCUGGCAGCAGGGCCUGGGGAGCACUUCUGAAAGCUCCUGGCCCUGCCUUGCAGAUCAAAACAGAGGAUCAUGAGGUACCAGAGUUUGCUGCUGCGUGUUCAUUUAAAGUGUGUCUCCUUUGGGCCCUGCCACUGGAGAAGUAAUAAUAAUAAUACUUUUGUAAUUUAUGUGCUGCCCAACUGAUUGGCUUGCCCCAGCCACCCUGGGUGGCUUGCAACAAAUUAAAACACCAAGCACAGUAAAACAUCAAACAUUAAAACCUUCCUUAUGCAUGACACAUCUUCUUUCGUGUCUUAUUUAUACACGCACAGACAAAAUAUUUCUUUCUUUAUUAAUGUUGAAGAAUGAUGAUGAACAACUUAAUAUAUGCACCUUGCUGCAGUCUUUAGACCAUGCAUGUUCCACGAACUUUUGGACCCUUUCACACGUGCUAGCUCAUGGGUAGCUUGAGCAUUUUACUCCUCAGGCCUUCGUUGUCUGAGUACAAAACCAGAAAGUGAUUGUUGCUCUGGGUUAACUGGGAAGGGAAAGAAUAGGGACACCUUCCAAAGCACAGCACAUGCCACGUUUUGCUUUUCUCUUCCAGACCAGCGAGGGUUAUUUCAGCCAAUCACAAGAUGAAGACUUUAACCAAUCAGAAGAACCAUCUGCUAAAGCUCCUCCUCCAGUGUUCUACAAUAAGCCCCCAGGUGAGGCUCAGGGAUGGAUGGGCAGGUGGGAGGGAUGGGAAGAUCCACCUUUGCGCUUCCUCUUCUGGGGACCCCUAGAAGAGCAGGGUCUGGGGACCACCCCUUUUCAAAGGGGGGAAAGAGCCAGCCACCCUCCCUCACAGGUCAUGCAUUUGAUUCCCCCCUCAGAGAUUGAUAUCACCUGUUGGGAUGCGGACCCAGUGCCAGAAGACGAGGAGAACUUUGGGGGCAGCAUUUAAGGCUAGCUCCCCUGCCCGACUCCUGUAUCCUGCACCCAGCGAGUGCAAGCCUGGAGCAGCCGCAGUGAGGGCCUGGUGCCUGCUUGCUCCGUAUUGUAGCCCUGCGGUCCAGGGCCUAAGAUUGUGCCCCAGCCAGACAGGAUAUUCUCCAUGGUACUCCGGGGUAACUUUUUCCAGCUCUCUUUCUCUUUCUCUCUCUCUCUCUUCUCCCUGUUUUUCUAAUGUUGUCAAAUAGGAAACGUGUAAAUCUGCCUGGUCCCCCUCUUUGUUGGUAGCUUCCCUGCAGAUCCUUCCCCCUUCCAAUUGCCUCUGCCCAUUGGGUUUUUUCUGACACCCCCCCCCCAAAUGCCAUGUAUACCAUCUGGGUUGAUCUCCUGUGAGUGCUGCUCUUGGGGGUGGGUGGGGAGGGUCACUUCCUCCUCUGCCCAGAGUUUUGAGUAUUUUGCACGAAUUUAAAAUAAAAUAUGGCAAUAAAAUGGCCCUUGUGUGGGCAAGGCUCUGGCUCCCAUCCCCCCACUUCUCCCCUGUUUGGUCCCCCCCAACACACACCUGAGGCACCCAGGGAAGCAAAGGAGAGCCCCCUCCAUCCCUGGGCUCUAGCAGCAAGGAACUUUCCCCCCUCCAGAGUUCUGUGCCCAAAUGCCCCUCUUGUUUCAGAAAUAAGCCCAUUUCAGACCCUUCUCCUUAGGCCUUUGUUUGCCCUGAGAGCCUGGGACAAGGGGAGACUCUGGGUGGGCUCUUCCCCCCUCCAAAAAAACCCUUUCCUCUUUCCCUACCCUCUUUCCUCUUUCAUUCCAUGCUUGGUUUCCUUUCUCUCACGUACAGUAAUUGUUUUUUUGAAAGCACAAAUUCUGUAACAGCAAUGUGCUUAUGUAUGUUAAUAAAUAAAUUGAUUCCAAGCAGGGC
This is a messenger RNA of Podarcis lilfordi (Lilford's wall lizard), 43504 nucleotides long. The record is from the annotation of a GenBank genome assembly. NCBI's taxonomy places the organism in Eukaryota, Metazoa, Chordata, Lepidosauria, Squamata, Lacertidae.